AUGAUAAAGAAAAAUACUUAAGUACAUCGUAAUGACACUUCUCAAUCUUACAACUUAUAAAGUUAUAAGAAAGUGUAAGAAAAAGGUUAGUUAUAAGUUUGUUUUGUUUUUGGAUUGUGUUUAGUUGGUCUGGCUUUAGGCAUAAAAAGCCUUCAAAAUGUUGUGGAGUAUGGAUAAAAGUUCUAUUAAUUAUAAUUUAUGUUUUUUGUAUUAUCUGAUAUCAAAUAAAUCUAUUAUAUUCAUUUUAUUUAAGUAAUCUACAAAUGGCGAAUCAAUAAAGUUUAUUUAUUCUAAUUCUUAUAUCAUUAUUUAAGGCUUAAGAAUUGUGGGAAAUUAUUUACCAAAGCUUUCAAGACAAAGACACAAUGGAUGUAUAAGCUUAUUUUCACCAUAAAUUAUUUAGGGUGGAUUGUAAGUAAUAAUUUUGAUGAAAAUUUAUUUUCCACCUGCAAUGGUUUUACAUUGUUUGGUGGGAUAAAUGCAUUUGCAAGAUAUACAAUAAUAUCUAAGUAAUUUUCCUUACCUCCUCAUUAUGGAGUUAGAGUAACUUUCGAAUUUUGGAAGUAUUUAUGAUAUUAAAAGUAGAAUUGAUAGUUGGAAUUAUGAUGAGAUUAUCUAUGCAAUUGUAGAUGAUAAAGUGUUUUCAAAACAUUAUCUUUGGUUCGAAGGAAGUUAAAUGUGUGGAAUAGGAAAUGAUUGGAAUGAGCUAAAAGAAUAAAUUACUUUUAUUUUGGAUCAUAAUUCAGAGUCACUAAUAUUUGUAAUUACUUCAAAUCUCGAUUAAGAUCCAGUUGAUGUACAGUUUAAUUAAUAUUAAAGGAAAGUUGGGGAAUCAGAAAUUUUGUUUUGUCAAUAUUAAGAUGUCCUUAGAAUUGUUUAUAUUGUUUAGAUAAUGAUUAUAGUAAUUGCUAUUUUUGGAUUGGUCUUUUACAAUAAUGGCAUCAAUCGAUAAAUCUUGAUGGAUGGAUGAAAAAUGAUAAUAUCUAACCUGCAAUUUAAAAAUGUGUGAGUUUUGAUCUUGUUUAAUUAGCACCAAAUGAUAGACUAGAAAAAACUAUAGAAAAUUUGACUCCACAUUAUAAAAUGUAAAUAAAUGUCUAAGCUUGGUAAAUAGAUUCUUGGAAUAAUGAGACAUUUUCUUUAGGAAUAGAUGAUAAACUUUAUAAUUAAACUCUUUUUGAAACUUCAGGUAUUUAUUCGCUUUGCGGUAAUAAUGGAUUAGAAUUGAUAUUUAAUAUUGGAAUUUCUUUAUUUCAUUCAUAAUCCUAAUGUUAAAUUUCUAUGAGUACUAAUCAUAAUACUAAAACUACAAAUGCAUCCUUGGGAAUAAGAGCCAUUAAUAUAUACCUUGCAAAAUGUUUUACUGGUUGUGCUCAAUGUAUAGGGCCAUAAAAAACAGAUUGUACUGUUUGUUAAAGUGGAUGGGUUUUUUACAAUAAUUUAUGCUCUCAUCUUAAUCAUUAAUCCUUAUAAAAUAGCCCCUCCUAUGCUUUUUUCUACAAUAUCAAUUAAUUAAAUUCAAGAUUCACUGAAAUAAGAAAGGAUUCCGAUGGAAAUCCAUUUAUUAGAAGUUGAUUAAUAAAUAUCCACAUAUGGAAAAUAACCUAUUUUAGUUAGGAACAAUUAAAUAAUCUUGACUAUUCAAGUUUAUGUAAAAUGUUUUCCAAAUAAAAUAAUUAAAGGUUUAUUUUAAAUCAAUAAACCAUAAAAUUUGUACUAAUAUUAAUAUAAAAAAAAUUGCUAAUAGAGUUUAGAUUUUAUAAUUUUUAAAGUUAAAUAUGAAUUAAAGACAAUUUCAGAUUAAAAUUUGAUAAUUAAUACAUCUAAUACAAAAUGUUUAAUUUAUUAAGUAAUUAACGUUGCUGAUAAUUUAAAUCCUAUCAAAGUUUUAGAAAUCUUUUUGGAGGAUGUGUGA
Messenger RNA from Paramecium octaurelia, 1915 nucleotides. The record is from the annotation of a GenBank genome assembly. NCBI's taxonomy places the organism in Eukaryota, Ciliophora, Oligohymenophorea, Peniculida, Parameciidae.